Bacillus rossius redtenbacheri is the source of this 792-nucleotide messenger RNA. Its product is annotated as circadian clock-controlled protein daywake-like. The transcript is spliced from 6 exons. Bases 1 to 645 code for a protein of 214 amino acids. Lineage: Eukaryota; Metazoa; Arthropoda; Insecta; Phasmatodea; Bacillidae. The record is from RefSeq and is a predicted model, not a curated record.
AUGGAGCACAUCACAGCCCUCGUCUUGCUGCUGGUCGGGACCUGCGCCCUAGGGGGCGCCUCCCUCGAGCCACGUGACCCCAAGUACAAUAUUCCUGUACUUGAUCCUCUGGUGGUGAAGGAGCUUCGUCUGGGAGACGGCUUCGUGGCGAUGACACUCAAGAACAUGAUCAUCAGAGGGUUCGGCAGCUCCAAGGUAGUCAAGAGGGAGCACGACAUCCUACUUAAGCAAAUGUACGCAGAUCUCUCUGUCCCACAGUUGGUCGUCGAUUCUGAAUACGAAAUAAGCGGCAGUUUGCUGAAUCACCUCAUAGUCGGUCGUGGAUACAGCAACACAACCAUCGAUGACCUGAAAAUUAAAUAUGUUAUGGAUUACGAUUUGAUUCAGAAGGCAGAUGGGAAGGUCUACGCUAUAAAGAAAGAUAGUCAAACGUUUUUUGACAUCACAGGCGGUAAAAUGUAUUUGAGUGAUUUGUUCGACGGAAACAAGGAACUGGGUGAAAGUGUAAACAAAUUUUUAAACGAUCACUUCUUAGCAGUUUUCCAGCAAAUGUCUGCUCCCAUUGGACUCAAAAUUGUUAACAUUAUGGAGGAUGUUCAAAACCAACUUUUCAACCUCAUCCCGUUCAAUGAUUUGUAUGCUUAAUCAUCGGUCACAUAAAAAAAUACUGAAGUGCAGAAACCGUGUUACCAGAACAGUUCCAGUGCCAUAUAAACUCUUCUCUUCCUGUUCGGGAGAAACCACCAAACGUUAAUAACUUCUACUGAGCAAGAUUAAUUUUAUUUUCAUAUU